Molecule: messenger RNA, 1499 nt
Organism: Hevea brasiliensis (rubber tree)
Lineage: Eukaryota; Viridiplantae; Streptophyta; Magnoliopsida; Malpighiales; Euphorbiaceae
Product: benzyl alcohol O-benzoyltransferase
Source: RefSeq, a predicted model, not a curated record
CUGUACAGCGUUCACUAGACAUGUCACCUCCACUAACGUCCCCUGUGUUCAAGGUCUACAGGCGUGAACCUGAGCUACUCACCCCGGCUACGCCCACCCCUCAUGAGUUUAAGCCAUUAUCUGACAUUGAUGACCAAGAGAGUCUCCGCUGCCAUAUUCCCAUCUUACAAGUUUAUCGUUAUCACCCCUCUAUGCAAGGGAAAGACCCUGUUAAGGUCAGCAGGGAGGCUCUUGCUCAAGCACUUGUCUUUUACAAUCCAUUUGCGGGUAGGCUUCGAGGAGGGCCUAAUCGCAAGCUUUUGGUGGAAUGCACCGGUGAAGGUAUCCUGUUUAUGGAGGCUGAUGCUAAUGUUAAACUUGAUCAGUCCGGCGACGCACUUCAACCCCCGUUCCCUUACUUGGAGGAACUUCUUCUUGACGUCCCUGGCUCAAGUGAGACGCUUAAUUGCCCUCUCUUGCUAAUUCAGGUAACACGCCUUAAGUGCGGUGGUUUUGUUUUUGCCCUUCGUCUGAAUCACACCAUGAGUGAUGCACCUGGUAUUGUCCAGUUCUUGUCAGCCGUGGCCGAGAUGGCUCGAGGGGAGCAAGCCCCUUCCAUCCGCCCAGUGUGGCAAAGGCAUGUACUUAAUGCAAGGAACCCACCUCGUGUCACAUGCAUGCACCGUGAAUACGAUGAGGUUAAAGACAACAACAGUACAAGCAAUGCAAGGGUUCCAUUUCCGCUUCAUGACAUAGUUGACAAGUCAUUUUUUAUUCGAUCAACUCAAUUGUCUGCUCUUCGAAGAUUUGCCCCUCCCCACCUCCAUGGGUGUUCUACUUUUCAAAUAUUAACUGCAUAUUUAUGGAAAUGUCGAACAAUCGCACUCCAACCAGACCCCAAACAAGAGAUGCGCCUGAUAUAUCUUAAUAAUGUGCGCAAAAAAUUCAAUCCUCCUUUAUUACCAGAAGGGUAUUACGGUGCGUCGUCGACGGUGGUUGCAACUGCUGAAGAACUCACUCAAAAUCCGAUAGGUUAUGCAAUAGAAUUGGUGAGGAAGGCUACCACGGAUGUGAGUAGAGAGUAUCUACAAUCCACAGCCGAUCUAAUGGUGAUUAAGGGUAGGCCUCAUUUGCACGUGGAGGGAAGUUACAUUGUGACGGACGUGAGACAUGCACGCUUUAGAGAGGUAGAUUUUGGAUGGGGCAAAGCUAUGUAUGGUGGGCCUGUGAAAGCCAUCCCUAUAGUUGCAAGCGUUUAUGUACCUUUUGAAAAUAAGAAAGGUGAAAAUGGAAUUGUGUUUCCAAUUUGCUUGCCAACCCAAGCAAUGGAAAGAUUUGCAAAGGAGGUAAACAAUUUGUUGGAGAGCCAGCCAAUCCAUGGUGUCAUCAACGGAUCUUCACGCGUGUCUGCUUUAUAAGCUCAGGUGUUGUUGUUUGAAAUUUUCUUUCUUGGAAAGGCAUUGUAUUAAUAAGCAUAGUGAAUUUACUAUUACAUCAAUGAAGCCUCUGCUUUAAUUUAA